UCCAUGUAAAUCUUUUUCAAAUACUAUACUGUAAUUGAUUUAUAUUUUGAAAAAAAUUAUAACAAAUACUGGUAGCAAAAACAUUGUUUUAUCUCUUUGUAUAUCUAACAUUUUUUAUGUUCUUGUUACUUAGUCAUCCACCCACACUUUGCUAUGAAACUGUCUUGAAUAAUUGAGCCACAAUUUUGUGAACUUAACUUAUUGUGGGGAACAUGGGGUUAAAUUGGUAAAGAUUCAAAAUGUGAGACUUUUAAAAUAUGUGAAUCGAUCUUUAUUGAGAAAUAUUCAUAUUGAUAGAACUCACGCUAAUGUACUAUGUGAUCUCAUGAAAGCCUCUGUAAUGUCAUAGACCGAGGCAGUUAUCUUGUUUGUACUACCAGUCUUGGCAAGAUUUCAACAUUUCAAUCUGCACACUCAAGAACAGAUACUUCCUAAGCCUUUUCAUACUGUGGGUUACUGAGGCAACAGCUUUGUUUCUAGCCAUUAGGAAAUGACAUCUUGAAAAAUGAUGCAUAUGUCAUCACUACUGAUCCAUGAAUACUGCAUACAUUACCUUCGCUGCACAACGACAUUGUGAAUAGCAGCAAAGAAAAAAUAUCAACAAGAGAUGCUUGACUGACCUGAUCUACUGUAUAUUCAAAAGAGAGCAGUCAAAAAUCAUUAAUGUUCAAAAGAUUCAGAAAAUAAAAAGAGCUGCAAACUGAUGACUCACAAGGGUGCAAACAAAUACAGUAAGUGAAAAUACAAAAUAUGCAAGAGAUGUAUAAGGUCAAUAACAACUAGAAUACAGACCUGUUCAAAAUAUUACUUAGACAACAUUGAUAACAUCAGAACUGCUUUUCAUCUUUGUUUUGAAAGGUGUUCUUACAUUCUCAAUGGAACUAGAGUAUCUUUUAUAUACUGUACUUGUAACUACAACAUUGAUUAUACUUUACUGACAUAGCAAGUAUAAAAGAUUAUUAUGAUACCUACAUAAGACUUGUUUGGAUACCUAAAUUUGUGUCAUUAUAAAAGCAGCAAUACACACUAUCUAUAUCCAGUGCUGGCUGGUGUAAUAAGGGCCAAACAUUGAAAGCAUAAGAGUUUAUAUGCUUUCAAUGUUUUUUAAUUGGAUUUGUGAAUGACAUCUUUUGGUCUCCAGCCCCAUUAGAAGGGAUCAUGUUAAGCACAAGGGAAGAUUACUUUGUGUAGGGUUUCUUAACACUGAGUUAAAUUUGUAAGUUUUACGUCUUUCAUCUUUUAAAUUGUUUCCAAAUAAUUUGUCCUUUGGGUACAGGGCCAGAUUGAGACACACUGAGCCCUAACCUAUGUCAAUAUUUAUAGGCUGCAUAUUAUAACAAAAACAAUACAAUACAAUAUAUACUGUAUGUAAAAAAUGUUGUGAUUGUUAUUAUUAGAGUACAGUAUUGUAUUGUAUAUUAUGCUUGUAUGCUACUGUUUUAUUGUAUUUUGUAAGUGAUUCCCUAUCCAUAAAUAAUGCAAAAACAUGCAAACGAAGAUUUAUAAAAUGAAGAAUUGCCAUCAAUAAGUCCUUCUGUGCCAGUUAUUUCUAGUCAACACUGAUGUCUGGAGAUUAGCAGGUCAAGAUUAUACUGCCACACUGCAAGGAGACGGGGAGCCAGGGGUUCAGGCUUAGAGGGGGCCUAUAGCUUAUCAGUUCAACAAUAUCUUAUACCUGCAUUAUUUACUCAGUACUGUAUUACUAUACACUGGAAAUUCAAGUUAAUAAAUAAGAACUAUGUUGCACACUCAUGAUUCAAAUUGACUGCUAGAUAUCAAGGGUGCUGAGAUCUGGCCAUGACUUGCAAGAAAGAAUGAUAAAAACACCAAUGAACAAACAUAUUGUACAUGGGGCUUCCCAGAUAGCAGAUACUAUUACACUGAUUAUAAGCCAACUGGCACAUUUUCUUGAUAUUUACUAUAAUUUAGAUAUGUUAUUGACUCCAUAAUGUCAUGCUAUGUAAUGUUAGUUUAGAUAAAUAAAUUACAAAUUUACAAUGUACUGAUGAAGUAGAGUAAAGAUUGGCCAUAUUGUUUAUACAGUACAGUCCUAGGCUGUUUAGGUACAGAUAUAUGUUCAGUUUUUAUCUUUGACCUUGGUUAUUUGUUUAUCUUCACUUUAUCAUUUUACAAGAGUGUCAACACAAGUAGGGAAAGGGACUUAUGGUUGGGUGCACCACUUUGAGACCAGGUCAUUCUUAACCCAUUUUGUACGGGGCUUUGCUGAAUAAAAUCAUUUGGAGUUAGCUGCAUAAAAUAUUACAGGUAAAUGUAGUAUCCCGUAUUGAAGGGGUUAAUUCAUCCUUGGGUGGUCAAAAAGUUGCAGAAACCUAUUUAUUUGCCCCUGAGUAACACCACAACACCACAGAGGAAGAAUUGGGAUGAGUGUUCAACAUGCUAUACUGCUUACAGGCAUGAAAUUAUAUUAAUGCUAGCCAUUUUGAACAUGCAUGAUAUGUUCUACUUUAAUACAGUAAUCUGAAACAAACAAAAAUAUUAUAUAUAUAUUUAUAUAUAUUUAUUCAGUGCUCUGCAACUUUCUGAUCACUCAGUACAUCAAGUUGGGUUCCUGCCUAUCAAUACUAUAUCAGUUCUCAAACCUCUUGACCAUGGUAUCACCUAAUUUUAGUUGUACAACCCAUAACAGUUGCUGAGGCAGAUGAUGUCAACUGUGAAGGAAGAGAAAGUGAUGACUGUGCAUGAUUUCUGAAAGGAUUACAACAUUCCCAAAGUCACCAUGCACAGCUUGGAAAGUCAUUUCUUUGUCAUCCCUGAAUAAAGUGUGGUGCAUGUUUCAGUCAUGUGGUGGCUGGAAGAGCAACCCAUUCUGAAUCUCACUAGGGUGUGUCAUGUGAGAGAUACAGUGAUAUGAAUUUCAUCAAGAGAAGAGCAUCUUGAGGAGCACCAGUUAGAAUUAACAAUUUAAAUGCCCAUUCAGCCACUGGAGACAACAUAGGAAAGGAGGAAGACCAGUUUGACAUUUGUGAAACUGUGUGGGAGUCUGAGGGACAUCUCCACUCCACCUUCAACACAUGAUGAUGACCAGGCUUGUUCUUAUUGAUGUGAUGCGCGCACAGGUGUUACUGGUGACGGUGGCGACCCUGGGAGUGGUGCCGUCCUGGGCCCUCCUGGACCUCUUUGCUAAGAAGAGCAGCGGAGUAGGCGCCUACACCAGGGGCGCCUACAGAAAACCCAGCAGCGGCUACAACAGGUUCUACUUGGCUGGUACAGGUUCCACUGGAUACACUGGUGGAGGUGGUGUCAGCACUGGGAGUGGAAGCGUCAGUGGUGGAUUCGGCGUCAAUUCAGGAGCUGGCAGUGGUGGAUUCGGUGUCAGUUCAGUUGCUGGCAGUGGUGGAUUCGGUGUCAGUACCGGAGCUGGCAGUGGUGGAUUCAGUGUCAGUUCAGGAACUGGCAGUGGUGGAUUCGGUGUCAGUACCGGCGCUGGCAGUGGUGGAUUCAGUGUCAGUUCAGGAACUGGCAGUGGUGGAUUCGGUGUCAGUACCGGCGCUGGCAGUGGUGGAUUCGGUGUCAGUACCGGCGCUGGCAGUGGUGGAUUCGGUGUCAGUACCGGCGCUGGCAGUGGUGGAUUCGGUGUCAGUACCGGAGCUGGCAGUGGUGGAUUCGGUGUCAUUUCAGGAGCGGGCAGUGGAAUUAUCAUCGGCACCAGUAGUGGAAGUAGUGGAACCGGUACAACUAACGGUGGAAGUGGAGUAUUCAUCACAAGCUCCGGGAGUGGAGGCCAGCCCGGCACUAUAACUGGAAGUGGAGGCCAGCCCGGUACUAUUACCGGAAGUGGAGGCCUGCCCGGCACUAUUACCGGAAGUGGAGGCCAGCCCGGCACUAUUACCGGAAGUGGAGGUCAGCCCGGCAUCAUCACCGGAAGUGGAGGUCAGCCCGGCAGUAUCACCGGAAGUGGAGGCCAACCCAGCAUUAUCACCGGAAGUGGAGGUCAGCCCGGCAUCAUCACCGGAAGUGGAGGGCAACCCGGCAUCAUCACCGGAAGUACAGACAGUGGGUUUGGCGUUAAUGCAGGAAAUGGAGUUGUGACUAGUAUCGAUGGUUCAAUUAACGUAAGUGGUGGCAUCGACGGUAGCGUGGGUGGUGGUGGUGCAGCUGUGUGCCCAGUGGUGACACAGCCGGUGGUCACGGAGGUCACACAGACACAGUUUACCACCGAGUACGUGACGGUGCCUCAUCCUCUGCCUACUUUUAUCAUCAGUACUGUGCCCCUCGACAAAACUCUUCUAGUGACCGCCACGGCCCUCACCACAUUUGUUCAGCCUCGAGAGACCGGCUACUGCGCGAGCACCAAGGUCGUAUACUCCACUAGUACUGUGACGCGGGGUAAAUUGGUGACGGAGACGCGGGUCCUCACCGAAACCAACGUGUUGCAUGACAUUAAGACGGUCACCAGGACAUUUACCAGUACCGAGUUGGCCACUGUAGUACGCACAGUCACCAAGCAGGAGCAAGAGACUGUCACCAAUACACUCAUCGCCACGCAGACGUCCACCACUGUAGAGUAUCACACCGACACCGUAACUAGCAGCUACCAGGCCCUCACCAGCACCGUGGUGUCCGUCCCCAAUACUGUGGUGGUGACGUCGACAGAGCUCGUCUGGAACGUCGUUACCGUCAGCCACACAAAGACUAAGACGGCUUACAAGACAGUGUUGCAGAAGUGUGGUGGCUACUGAUGUAGUCACUCCUAAAGGAACUCCUGCAGCGGGGGAAGUUGGCACGACGAUGACUUAGCAGCUCCAGUCCUCGUGCCCAUCUUCUCCCUCCGGCUCACUCCCCCGCCCCCCCCC
Molecule: messenger RNA, 4814 nt
Organism: Homarus americanus (American lobster)
Lineage: Eukaryota; Metazoa; Arthropoda; Malacostraca; Decapoda; Nephropidae
Product: glycine-rich cell wall structural protein-like
Exons: 4
Coding region: 3033-4700 (555 amino acids)
Source: RefSeq, a predicted model, not a curated record